AGCAAAUUAUAGAAAAGCCAAUUGAUCAAAACGACUAUGGUCGAGUACGUAUAUAGUUAGAGUGAAAUAAUAAUUAUAGGUAGCGCUGCUAAUGUUUGAAGUGGUUCUUUGGAGACGAACAGCUACCAGCUGUAUACUUACCGGUUUACCUAGAAGUUACCAGUAGAAUCUAUUAGCAAGUGCAUGCAGAAUGUAAUCAACGUAUAACGUUGUAAAAUAAUUAUUAAUUGUCGCUGUGUAAUAUUGUGCAGGUGAGUAUCACGUUCCUUGGUAUUUAGAGAGAUAUUUUAGUUUUGCGUUGGGUCGGGUCGACGUCCAGUGUGCCUUGAUACCUCUCCACUCUUACAUUGAUGAUGGAUGGUAUUGCAAGUUCUUACAAUGACAUGAGUGAUUCAGAGUCAGAUGAUGACAAGAAACAAACAGUUCCUAAUGUAGCACAUGCAGCAUGCAUUGCUCAUCAGGCACAUUAUCUAGCAGCAGCAUCAGCAGAAUCAGCAGCAGGAAGCAGGCAGUGUGCCAGGGCAGGGGAUACGGCAGAACAAGAAGCUAUCAAUGUGCAAAGUGGACAGGCUGCAACAGUCAGUAAACUACCGCCAUCAUCCAGGAAGAUUGUACCGUGCAAGGCUCUAUUGGACGAUGAUACUCAGCAUGAUGACUGCUCACAGCAAUAUGUUAGAAGUGAGGCAAGUGUGACGGCAUUGCUACUAGCUCAACGGCAAGUUCCGCCACCUAGUACUGCAGCAUCUUCAACAGCUGAUGAUGAGUCAAGAGCUGCGGUCUCUGUGCAGGUGAUUGAGGGCAAUGAUAUCAGCAUUAAUCGUAUCUUAUCACGUCCACCGGUUCACAUAGCCAGUCUUCUCUCCACUUCACCUGGUCAUAGGCCUGGUUGCAGGCCGCCCAGAAGAAAAAUUCACUCGUUCAGUGGUCACACAGCGUCAGUUAUGAAGCUUGCUUGGCAUUGCCCCGGUGGUCAGAUUCUGGCAUCAUGUGGUAUGGAUGGCUUACUUUGCUUCUGGGAGCCAUGGGUCAAGCGCCAGUGUGUCAAGAAGAUGUCUCCUCACAAGUCACUGGCUAUUCGCUGUGGAAUGUGGUACAGCACUGGUAGCGCUGGCAUCACAACUAGAAACUCUGGUACUGGUGUCGCCGAUGCAGCUAGCAACCCUGUCCACUUCCUCUCUGGUGGCUAUGACAAGUGCCUGCGCUUGCUUGAUGUUGAAUACGAUAAAUGCGUAGUGAGUUUACUGCACCCUCAUCAUGUAACGGCCGUUGCAAGACAUCCGACUCACCGUUCAGUUGUUGUCACAGGCACGUCGCAAUGUUCUCUUGCGGCCUGGGAUGUGCAAAGUGGCAAGAAACUUCACGAUUGCACACAGGCGGCAGGGCAGGUGCAGGAUAUUUUGUUUUUACCGGACAAUGAGCGUUUUGUCGUGGCUUGCGACACGCACAGGCGCAGUGAUGCUGAUAAGUCACUGGGUGUUUGGGACUUUGCCUCUGGCGUGCGCUUAUUGGAGCAGCUAUACCCUGAACCAUAUUCAUGUACUCGUCUGUGUAUGGACAAGGCUCAGAAGAACUUCUUGGCCCAAUCCAAUGCUGGGCAUACAGCUAUUUUUCAAGCCAGUCCACCCUACAGACUCAAUAAGUUCAAGAGAUUCGACAAGCAUCAGAUAUCUGGUUAUCCUAUGGGGGUAAGCGUGUCACGCGACGGCCAAUUUCUCUACUCACCCUCAUCCACAGGUCAUCUGAACUGCUAUAGCUAUCAGACCAGUAAGAUUGUCAAGUCGUGGCCGGUGGGAGAACAGACUAUACUGAUUGAUGUGGCACAUCACCCUUUGCUGCCAUCUGCCCUUGCCACAUCGACUUGGGAUGGUGGCAUUGACCUUUGGAUGUGACUCAGUGCAUACCUUCUUUAUAAUUACAGAUGUCUGUUCUUGUUGAUUUUGUCCUUCGCUGAGAAUUUCCAGCUACUCUGACCUCAUUAGUAAACUGUAUUGUUUGUAUGAGAGUCGGUCGGAGUGAGUUUUCUGCAUGCGCAGGGGAAAUCAUUGGUUACUGUUAGACUUAGUUCACAACUGCAGA
Messenger RNA from Sycon ciliatum, 2076 nucleotides. Its product is annotated as WD repeat-containing protein 25-like. The coding region runs from base 351 to 1889 and encodes 512 amino acids. Lineage: Eukaryota; Metazoa; Porifera; Calcarea; Leucosolenida; Sycettidae. Gene Ontology annotation, molecular function: protein binding. The transcript is spliced from 4 exons. The record is from RefSeq and is a predicted model, not a curated record.